Molecule: messenger RNA, 5895 nt
Organism: Melanotaenia boesemani (Boeseman's rainbowfish)
Lineage: Eukaryota; Metazoa; Chordata; Actinopteri; Atheriniformes; Melanotaeniidae
Gene: grin2ca
Product: glutamate receptor, ionotropic, N-methyl D-aspartate 2Ca
Exons: 13
Coding region: 1013-5248 (1411 amino acids)
Biological process (GO): synaptic transmission, glutamatergic; excitatory postsynaptic potential; long-term synaptic potentiation
Cellular component (GO): postsynaptic density membrane; plasma membrane; postsynaptic membrane
Molecular function (GO): NMDA glutamate receptor activity; transmitter-gated monoatomic ion channel activity involved in regulation of postsynaptic membrane potential
Source: RefSeq, a predicted model, not a curated record
GUAGGAGUCGGGAUUACAGCCGGCAAAUGCAGCCAGAGGGACCCUGGAAGGAGGGGUGCAGGUAGGAAGAGAGAGGAAAAAAGAAGAAGAAAAAAACAAGGUGUGUUUAAUGGGAGGCCGGGAAGAAGAUCCAAGAAUUUCCAAACUCCAGCAGCUGACUCAGAUGUGCAUCCCUGCUCCGGCCAUCUGUCGCUGGCCGCUGACGGCCUCGUCCUGGGCAGCCGGAUCAUUUCUCACAACCUCAUUUUGAUGGAGUGGCUUCAAGAGCGCUGCUCGCACCAGAGGGGGGCAAAGGAGGAAGGCUGGGAGACAACGACAAGGGUCAUUCUGCAGAAUUUGUGGACAUGAACUGGACGGGGACUAUCAAGGACGAGACUGAUGAAAUGACACUUGGGGACUUGUGUUAAUAUUUAAGUUUUCCAAGUUUUUCCUCAAGUCUUACUCUCCAGAAGAAAGGAAUUACCUCGUCCCUCAAAACGUGAAGACUUUUAAAGAGAAACUGCUUUUCUCACAGUUGUGAAAACAUCCUCAAAGCAUUCUGGGACGUCUUCUGAGGAAGCUGCCUCAACCUGGAACCAACAGCAAAGAGCACAAGUGCAACUGUGGACAGCCACCAUUUGUUAAUUUGUCUUGUUCCUCCUCUUUCUCCUCCUCCUCUGGCACCUGCUCACCUCCAUCAUUCCUUCCCUCCUCUUCCCCCCUCCUCCCAUUUUUACCAGCGAGUGAUAAUGUGACCUUCUGCCAAAGUGCUGGAAACCAUGCCACCGUCACAGCGGGCUCCACUGUUGCUGCUACUGAAAUAGACUCAAACAAGUGCAGGGAUAGGAAGGAGGACGGGGGGAGGGAAAGGAAGAGAAGAAGGGCCAAAGGGGAGGAAAAAAGAGGGAAGAGAAAGGAGAGGAAGAAGAAAAAAAGAGAAAAACUGGAAAAGGAGAGCUGAAGCUGUAGACACGGGAUGAGUGGUGACGAGCCAGGGCUGGAUGUGGAUUGCCAACACAGGCAGUAGACUGAGAUGGGCGUUCGUCUAGGCCGCUGGAGCGACUCCCCGUGGUGGCUGCCGCUGCUGCUGCUGUUUUGUACCAUCCCCUUCUGUCCGGGUCGGCCCUUUGGGUUUCCCACGCCCUCUGUGAACGUGGCGGUGGUGUUCAGCGGCCCAGCCUACCAGACGGAGAUUAAGGGGCGUCUGAGCCGGGAAAACUUCAUGGACCUGCCUCUGGAAGUGAACCCCAUCACUGUGCUGGUCAACAACACCAACCCACGGGCCCUGCUGACCCGAAUCUGUGAUACCCUCUCCACAAACCGUGUCCAUGGCGUAGUUUUUGAGGACAACGUGGGUUCCGAGGCUGUGGCGCAGAUUCUGGACUUCAUUUCCACUCAGACAGCCGUGCCGAUAGUGGGCAUCAGUGGAGGUUCGGCGGUCGUCCUGCCAUAUAAGGGUGAGGGCUCCAACUUCCUCCAGCUGGGCUCCUCCAUCGAGCAGCAGAUCAACGGCAUGUUCAAGGUGAUGGAGGAGUACAACUGGGACAGCUUUGUGGUCAUUACCAGCCUGUACCCAGGUUAUGAAACCUACGUGGAUUACAUCAAGUCUUUCACCGACACCAGCUACUUCAUGUGGGAUCUGCAGGAUGUGCUGACCUUUGACAUGUCUGCCGACAGCACCAACGAUAUACGAGCACGGAGGCUGCUCCAGCAGAUCGACGCCCAGGUGCUGUUGGUCUACUGCUCCCAUGAAGAGGCCCAGUACCUGUUUUCUAUGGCAGCUGAAGCUGGACUUUUGGGGCCGGGCUACAUCUGGAUUAUCCCCAGCCUGGCUGUGGGAAACCCAGAUAUCCCUCCACCUGACAGCUUUCCUGUAGGGCUCAUCAGCAUCAUCACUGACCGGUGGCGAAUGAGCCUGAGGAAGAGGGUACGAGAUGGGGUGGCCAUUGUGGUGAAAGGAGUACAGAGCUUUCGGAAACAAAGAGGCUUCGUUCCUGAGGGCCAGAGUGACUGUCUUAACCCUGUCAAGCCUUCAGCUAAUAAUGAUACUCUGUUCAGGCACAUGCUGAAUGUAACAUGGGAGCACAAUGACUUCUCCUUCAACAGUAAUGGCUACCUGGUGAAUCCGGCCAUGAUAAUUAUCACUCUGGACAGAGAGAGACAGUGGGACAAGGUGGGGACCUAUGAGAUGGGGAUCCUGCAGAUGAGAUACCCUGUGUGGCCACGGUUUGGCUCCUACCUGGAGCCAGUAUCAGACUACAGGCAUCUGACGGUGGCCACGCUGGAGGAGAGGCCCUUCGUCAUUGUGGAAUCAGUGGACCCCGUCACUGGUACAUGUGUUAGCAACACCGUACCGUGCAGACGACAGUCCAACAAGACAGAGGUGAUUGUAGGUCACACUGAGCCGUACACCAAACUGUGCUGUAAAGGCUUCUGCAUAGACAUCCUGAAGAAACUGUCCCGCACCAUAAAGUUCUCCUAUGACCUCUACCUGGUGACCAACGGCAAGCACGGAAAACUGGUCAGAGGAAUUUGGAAUGGAAUGAUUGGAGAGGUGUUCUACAAACGGGCAGACAUGGCCAUCGGCUCACUGACCAUCAAUGAGGAGCGUUCAGAGAUUAUUGACUUUUCUGUGCCAUUUGUGGAGACUGGGAUCAGUGUGAUGGUGGCGAGAAGUAACGGGACUGUUUCCCCAUCUGCGUUUUUAGAACCUUACAGUCCAGCAGUCUGGGUGAUGAUGUUCGUCAUGUGUCUGACCGUCGUGGCCAUCACCGUCUUUGUCUUUGAAUACUGCAGUCCCGUUGGGUAUAACCGCAGCCUGGUCAGUGCCAAAGAUCCAGGAGGUCCCACUUUCACCAUUGGGAAGUCUGUAUGGUUGCUGUGGGGAAUUGUCUUCAACAACUCCGUCCCCAUAGAGAAUCCAAAGGGCACCACCAGUAAGAUCAUGGUCCUAGUCUGGGCUUUCUUUGCCGUCAUCUUCCUGGCUUCCUACACAGCAAACCUGGCUGCCUUCAUGAUCCAGGAGCAAUACAUCGACACAGUCUCUGGACUGAGUGACAAAAAGUUUCAAAAGCCACAGGAGCAGUAUCCUCCGUUCCGCUUUGGUACAGUCCCAAAUGGCAGCACAGAGCGCAACAUAAGGAGUAACUACCCCGAGAUGCACUCCCACAUGGUCAAAUACAACCAGAAGGGAGUAGAGGAUGCCCUUAACAGCCUCAAAACAGGGAAACUGGAUGCUUUUAUCUAUGAUGCUGCUGUGCUGAAUUACAUGGCUGGCAAAGAUGAAGGCUGCAAGCUAGUGACUAUUGGCAGUGGGAAAGUGUUUGCUACUACUGGUUAUGGUAUCGCCCUACAGAAGGAUUCACGCUGGAAACGACCCAUCGACCUGGCCCUGCUGCAGUUCCUGGCUGAUGGUGACACACAAAAGCUACAGACUGUCUGGCUAACAGGCAUCUGCCGUAACGAAAAGAAAGAGGUCAUGAGCAGCAAGUUGGACAUCGACAACAUGGCAGGAGUUUUCUACAUGCUGCUUGUUGCUAUGGGCCUGAGUCUGCUGGUUUUUGCCUGGGAACAUCUACUCUAUUGGAAACUUCGACAUUCAGUCAGAAAAUCAGAGCGACUGGACUUCCUCCUGGCUAUCAGUAGAGGCAUCUACAGCUGCUUUAAUGGAGUAGAGCAAACUGACCGCAAUGGAAGCAUGCAAAGUCCAGACAUCACUACCAACUAUUCACAAGCCAAUAUGCUUAAGAUGCUGAAGACAGCCAAGGACAUGGUGUCCUCUGCCAGAGUGGAUAACUCUCUUGACAGUGCCACCAAAACAAUCGAGAACUGGAGUAGACGUGGAGCUGACAAUGUGCGAGCUGGCCUGCCACCCAGAGUUACAACCACAGACAUGACCCAUGGCCGUCUGCCCUACAUCUCAAGCAUCACAGACAACCACUCACCGUACCCUCAGAGGGCCAUUACACCUACGUUUCCAGUUCAUUAUGGGGACACUUCUACACAACCCCUCCUGGAAAAGCCCAGAGUGGUAACCCGGCCCACACCACUCCGAUACACACUGCCCACCCGCAGCAGCCAGCAGCUGCUGGAGAGAACUCUGCCCAUCUCCAGCCUGAGCAGCCCACACAUUGCCAUCAGGGACCCUACACCCUCUGGUUCUUCAAAUCCACACCCAAGCAGCAGGCUCUACGUGGAGAACCCGGCCAGGCACUCUUCAUCCCCGUUUGUACCUUACAGGGAGUUCCAGGUACCUGACAUCUACGUGGAGCACAAAGGACCCCUAAGGAGAAAGUUCAGCUACCCUCCUGACUGUGUCAGUCGGAGAAGGAGGUCCUUCAGCUACGUGUUUGAUGCCGCAGACCCCAGAGUGAGAAGUGACUACGAUGAACCUCGAUCUUGCUUUGCUGAGUUGAGGGCCAACCACCUCCUGAACAACCACGGCCCUGAUGCAGCUGCCGUGGCCUGCACUGCAGGACACUACCCUGGUGGUAGCGCCAGCUGCAACUCCUGUAUGAAGCCCUACCUGGAGCCGGAAAUGGAUGACAUCCCACUACUGGGAAAGGACAAACUAAACCGUCGCGCCUCAUUCCUCAAAGCCACAUGGGGCAACGAUAGAAUCCAUCAAGUAGAUGAGACAAAGCCCUCCACAUCCACAGCUCCCUCCACCCGAGCAGACAUGCCUGACCUGUUUCCGCGGGUGGUGGGACCCAACCCAAAGCCUCACAAGCUGUACGGCAGUCUGGGGCACAACCUAACCUGCUACCCCAUGGCGGCUGAGCCUGCCUACUUGGACCCAGCUCAUAUGGGUUCCUAUCCCUAUAAGCAAAAGCUCAAAUACUCCGAGUCCACCCGGCUGCCCUCUUACAGAGAGGCAAUCCUGCAGAAUGCUGCUGCCCUGCGUCGCUCCUCCUCAACAGUGGUGCACAGACAUUACUCCACCUACCUGAACUCAUACACAGACUUACCAGUGUACGUGGGGCCACUGGCACAAGGACCAUCCCAGUUCUAUAAUGGUUCAAAGGACAUGUGCCACCUGUUUCCCUGUACCAGCCACUGCCCAGAUAAUGCAGCAAUGCUGCCUCGUAUGAGUGACAGGCCGGUGGUUUACAACAACAGUGUGUUUGGAGCUUAUGAUGGUUUAGGAAAGAGGGACAACCUGCUUUCUGGGGGCAGAGAGCGGAGGCAGGUGUUGGUUGCACGAAGAGUCAACAGUCCCUAUGUGCCAAAGCCCUGGGGCAGGGUAUCCAGCCUGGAGUCUGAGGUCUGAAUCUCUUUACUUCACUGACUGAGCCCCUGUGAGGAGGGGAAUGCCUGGAGGCUCUCCCCUCAGCCUCUGGUCAAAGCAAAAAUUUUACUUUACACCAAUAGUGUAUUUGAGAGUGUUUACUCUUAAUUAUCAGUGCAAUAACAUUCUGGCCAGCAAAAUUUUAAGAAGAAGACACUCAAAAGCAAAUUACUGCUGGGACUUUGUAAGCCAAACUUAUAAUACUACUUAAAAAAAAUAAUAAAAAAAGGAAAUGAUAAGUAUUUAAUACAUAAGAAUUUAACCUGUUGUUAUUUAAAGGAUUUUUAAUGCUGUGUUGGUUUGUGAAAGAAUUCUGGGAGACAAUAUACUGUAGCCUCUCAUUCUGAUUACAACUUAAUACUAUUUUUUCCCCUGAAGUCAUUUCCGUACCUACCAUGUCAACUGACUAAAUUAUUCAGAGUAUUUUGUGAUCAAAGCACUGAUGUCUUCCGCAAUUUUUUCAAAGUCCCCGACUUUGGGUGAACCAUUGCUCUGAGACUUUCUGAUCAUUAAUGUAAUCUCAUUGCACUUUUAAAAACGGGAAACGCAUAUAAAGUAUGAUGUGUAUUUCCAUUGUUACACUACCCUUUAAUAAAGAAAAAGGCCAUCUGAAGGGCCUUUUGGAAUCA